Molecule: messenger RNA, 1923 nt
Organism: Triticum aestivum (bread wheat)
Lineage: Eukaryota; Viridiplantae; Streptophyta; Magnoliopsida; Poales; Poaceae
Exons: 2
Coding region: 369-1772 (467 amino acids)
Molecular function (GO): zinc ion binding
Source: RefSeq, a predicted model, not a curated record
CCAUGCGAUUCGCUCAACGUGGGCGAUGGAGCGGCGGCAGAAGGAACGGAGGAACCCUAGCUAGCCAGGCAAUUACCAGUGGGUGAUGGUGAGUGAGGACUGGGGAGGAGGAGUGGUUGCAGUUAGGCCAAGCUAGAUAGGUAGUAGAAGUCCAUCACUCACUAUCAAUGGAAGGGGAGGGCACCCACCAAUUCAAUCAAUCAAGCUCACUCACUGACUUAAGUGUGUGUGUGUGUGUAGCUUGUGUGCUGCUUCUUCAUCUUUUCUCCCUUUCCCACGGCUCCAUCCAUUAUUAUUCGUCACUGUCCGGGUUUUAUUGCUGCAGCAGUACAUAAACAUUACAAAUAAUUGUUAUCUCGUUGUUACAAAUGCGAUGCAUCCUGCUGUGGCCUCUUGUUAAUCAUCCAUCCAUCCAUCCUUUGGGGUGCUUGUUUGCCAUGGCUCCUCAUCUGGAGAAGAACAAGGACGACGCCGCGACCACGCCGACCAUGGAGGAGGAAGAGGGGGAGCAUCAUUGUCAUGGCGACCGGCCGCUGCUCUCGGCGUGUGAGCAGGAGCAGCAGCAGGAACAGGAUGCCGACAAGCCAUUGCCAUUGCCGGCGAAGAGGAGGAGCAGCAGCCUGAGCAGAUCGUCAAGAUCAGGCGAGCAGGGGCGGGAUGAGGAGGCGGUUGGGCCCGGCGGCGCCGCACGGUCGCUGUCCUUCUCCAGGCUCUUCAACAGCUUCAGGAUGAUGGCCACCUCCACCACCUCCACCACCUUGGACAUUGACGAGCUAGCAGCCGCUGAAGACGGCUGCGCAGCUCUCAACCCUCAGCAGCAGCAGCAGUGGAAGCCGGUGUGCCGGACGCAGUCGAUGCCGAUGACGAGCAUUUCCAGGAGGCUCCCCGCUCAUGGCAGCAGGAAGCGGGUGGCGGACUCGAGCUCCCUGCGCCGGUUCCGGGUGUCGUCGCUGUCGUCGGCGGCGCCCGCGCCAUUGCCGGAAUCGUCGUCGCCGCCCUCUUCGCCAUCACCGUCGGAAGAAGAGGAGGUGGGGGAGGAGGAGGCGGUGUGCCGGAUCUGCAUGGUGGCGCUGCUGGAGGAGGAGGAGGAGGAAGGAGGGGCAGCAGGGGCCGGCGACGGCGUGCUGAAGCUGGAGUGCCGGUGCAAGGGCGAGCUGGCGCUGGCGCACCGCCGCUGCGCGCUCAAGUGGUUCGGCAUCAAGGGCAACCCCAACUGCGACGUCUGCGGCCACGACGUCCUCAACCUCCCCGUCACCCUCCGCCGCGUCGCCGCCCCUCCCCCUCCUCCUCCCGUCGCCGCCGGCGACAAUGGCACCGGCAGCCAAGAAGAAGGAGGAACAGCACGGCGAGGAUUCAACAGAGGGGUGUGGCGGCACGGCACGGUGAUCCUGGUGACGGUCAGCAUGCUGGCAUACUUCUGCUUCCUGGAGCAGCUGCUGGUGGGCGACCACGGCAACGCGGCGGCGGCGCUGGCCGUCUCCGUGCCCUUCGCCGUCGUGCUCGGCACCUUCUCCGCGCUCACCACCGCCGGGAUGGCCUCCUCCCGGUGCUACGUGUGGGCCUACUCGGCGCUGCAGUUCCUGCUCGUCGUCCUCUUCACCCACCUCUUCUACCGCUACGUCAACCUCCAGGCCGUCAUCGCCAUCAUCCUCUCCGCCUUCGCCGGCUUCGGCGUCGCCAUCUGCGCCAACGCCGUGCUGCUCCAGGCCGCCCGCUGGAGGGCCGCCCGCCGCCCCCCGUCGCCGUCGGACCUCGAUAUCCCUCAGCCAUAGACAACAUAGUACAUAUGUAACUCUGCUGCACUCUACUUUCUUACUGUACAUAUAAAAGAUUUUGUGUAUGAAUAUAUGUAGAGAGUAUGAAAUAUACGUAUGUGUAGUAAGAAAAGGGCUUCUUGCUUUUAUUUAUCGAAAUUCUAGUCAA